Tyto alba (common barn owl) is the source of this 3895-nucleotide messenger RNA. It is a transcript of the gene COLEC10, whose product is annotated as collectin subfamily member 10. The transcript has 6 exons. NCBI's taxonomy places the organism in Eukaryota, Metazoa, Chordata, Aves, Strigiformes, Tytonidae. The coding region runs from base 1093 to 1926 and encodes 277 amino acids. The record is from RefSeq and is a predicted model, not a curated record.
UCUGUAAGAGAAAGCUAGAGGCUUUUUUAGGAAGGAAUUGCACACGGAUGGAUAUCUGUCACAGCUCCUUUCACGAGGGUAUAUAUGGGUUUUGCAUGAUAUCUGUUCCUCCAUCCCUGAGCCCUCCUGCACCUGGCUUCAGAGUCCCAGCACCCAACUGAAAAGCUGACAACUACUUCAUGCAGAUUUGAACUAGCAGCAGCUUCCUGGAUAACCCAAAGAUGACGUUCUGCUGAGACCUAUGAUACACCACUGUCCUGCUAAAUGGCCUCUCCCAGUGUAGAGGAACGGUGAUAUGGGAGGAGGUACAGCAGUCAUUCAAGCUCAUCCUGCCCUGUGGUUUCAAUCCUGAAAUAUGUCCUUCUGGACUGCGUCUACCAACACAAUCUGGCUCGGAGCAACCAUUGCGGAGCAAUCUGUAAGCAUAAAACCAUCAUUUGUGGGUUUCUGGCUCAAACACCCAUUGAUAACAUCAACUUUUCUUUUGCUACUCUGUGGACUGUGGGUUCAUGGAACCCAAAAGAUGUGAAAUAGCACCAGUGAUUUCCACUCACAGCAGACUGGCAGCUCAUCCAUUGACAUUAACAGUCUCCUUGGAGGAAGGCUUUUGUGGAAAAGUCUCUCUACAUGUUCUAUGAAGUCUGCAUUACUCUUCCAGCACACAAACAGCCACAAGUAUCCUAUAAAUAAUUAGUACUCACUUGGAUACAAUACCAAAGUCUUCUGUCUCUCACAUAAGUGAAAAGUUGGGCAUGAAGAGUCAGUCCUGAAAGAAAAUUAAAAAAAAAAAAAAAAGGCAAAAGACAUAUUCCCAUAUACUAAAGAAAUUUUCCAUGGCAAAAGCAGCUAAACAUCUCACAGAUAAGAGAUAAAUUGGAAUAAACAUCUGUCAGUGUUAAAUAAAUAUCCUGGAUAAUGUGCAGGACAGAAAUAACUACAACAUCGUCAAACUCCUUUCUUCACUUUAUUUAGCUGUUCUUGCAUGUAGCUCCCAAUCUUUGCACUGCUUCAGUUAGUGGAGCAUUUAUUUUUGAGUCAGCUGGAUUUGUUAAGACUGUAGCAACGAAAGGCAUUUCCUGAGAAGCUGCAAGGAUGAGCAGCAAGAAAGAACAACAGCUAAGGAAAUACGGGACCCUAGUAGUGCUUUUUAUCUUCCAAGUUCAGAUUUUUGGUUUUGAUGUUGACAAUCGACCUACAACAGAUGUCUGCUCGACACACACAAUUUUACCUGGACCAAAAGGGGAUGAAGGUGAAAAAGGAGAUAGAGGAGAAGUGGGCAAACAAGGAAAGGUUGGACCAAAAGGACCAAAAGGAAACAAAGGACCUGUCGGGGAUGUUGGUGACCAGGGAAUGCUUGGGAAAAUUGGUCCAAUUGGUGGAAAGGGUGACAAAGGAGCCAAAGGCUUACUGGGAGUUUCUGGAAAAAAGGGAAAAGCAGGCACUGUCUGUGACUGUGGAAGAUACCGCAGAGUUGUUGGACAACUAAAUAUCAAUGUUGCUCGUCUUAACACGUCCAUCAAGUUCGUAAAGAAUGUUAUAGCAGGUAUCAGGGAGACAGAUGAAAAAUUCUAUUACAUCGUGAAAGAAGAGAAGAAUUACAGAGAAGCCUUGGUCCACUGCAGAGACAGAGGAGGAACACUGGCCAUGCCUAAAGAUGAGGCAACCAAUGCCCUGAUUGCCGACUACAUCUCCAACAGCGGCCUCUUCCGAGCCUUCAUUGGGCUGAAUGACAUGGAAAAAGAAGGACAGUUCAUGUAUGCAGACAACAGCCCACUGCAGAACUACAGUAACUGGAAGGAAGGGAAGCCCCACGACCCCACUGGCCGUGAAGACUGUGUGGAAAUGCUCAGCACGGGAGAGUGGAAUGACUCCGAGUGCCAAGUCACCAUCUACUUUGUCUGUGAAUUCCUCAAGAAGAGGAAAUAAAAGGGCCGCAGAAUGUGCCUGGCACCUGCUGUACAUACAAUAACCCCUCCUCAUUCACCCACUGCAGGGAGAGUAGACAACAGGGACAGGGCUCAAUCCAGCCUUCACCUCACUGGGCUAAGCAAGAGUAGCUACUGUUAAGAUGGCAGUGUCUAUAAAGUCAGCACAGGUCUGCAGGAGGCAUCCAGCAAGCUGUGAAUUUUUAUUUCAUUUCUUUGUGCAAUUUAGGGCGGGCAUUUCUAUGUGUAAUUUAGGGGCAGGUUUAGAGCACACAGAGGUAUGAUUUCACUAAUGCCAGAAAUAGUAAGCUCACUGGUAUAUUAAUCACUGAUGUGCUUUGCAAACUCCACAAAGAGUGUGAUCUUUACUCAUCUUUGGCCUUCACAGGAACUCCCAGUAAUUUCCUUGGUGACGUCAGAGCUGGGAGAACAGAUUUGCAGUUUCUCUUGAGAAAAUCCUUCUUUUGUUAGAAUCAUAGAGUAAUUUAAGUUGGAAGGGAUCUUUGGAGGUCAUCUGGUUGAAUCUUCCGUGCAAAGUACAGCCAAUUUCAAACUUACGUAUACUCUCCUUAAUUUGGCUGUGCAAUUAUAUUGCCUGAUAUGCAGGGGAGGACUCGCUUAUCUCUGCUUCCAACUCUAUCGUCCGUCAAGCUGGUCUGAGGUGUGAGGAAUUAUCUUAGCACUUCCACAUGGAAACCUGCACAGCUUGUGGGCAACCUGAGAAUAGAUGGAGCAAUUCUAGCCUCUGAUGUCCCCCAAAAUUUGCGAAAAACAUAGAAAAGUCUAGCACAAAGAGAACAAUGCAAAGGAAGCAACACCAUUGUUGUAGGCUGUAAACAGGCACAUGUAGUAUCUGCUAUACCAAUGUGCACUGCUGGUUUAACAAGUGAUUCUAGGAACAUGUCAACUCCCUAACUCAGUAGCCAGUGACGCUUGAUGCCUAAUGCUAAAAUCACCUGUGCCUUUACAACACAGGAAGCAGCUAUAAAACAGGCUUCAUCCCCCAAGAACCCAGAUUCAGGUACGGUUGAGCGACUUACUCAUGCAUUUCAGUGGGACUCUCCACAAAUGAUGAGCAGUAAGCAUGAAGGCUUUGUUGUCAGUGCCCAACUACUCAGAUCUUCAUGUCAGUAUGCCCACAAUGGAUCACAUUUUCAUAUCUUUGAUAAUACCAAAGGAGCUCUUUUCUUCAGACACAGCAAUGAUUUUGCCUUCAGAAGUGAGCCUGCUCUUAGUCAUGGUUCACCCUCUCUCACAGCAGGAGAUGUCAAGAGAAACCCCAGGGCCCCUGCAAUGGAGAUCUAUAGAUUUUCUUUCCCACUUGACACUAAAAAUUGAGUGAUAUCUGGAGACUAAGGAGAAUGCUAGACACUAGGCACAGUGCAGCAAUGUACCCUGCAGAUCACUCUGAGCACUAGUUGCACAUAGUCUUUCUCUGAGUAUAUGAAGAGCUGGAUGUGCCACCAGCUAGUAAUGCAGAGGGUCAGCUCCAAGUCUCCCUUCUACUGCUGUGUACAGCACUGCAAAGGCAACUGGACAACAGUCAUAAUUCCUCAACCUCACCCUCAACAGGAAAAUCCUCCAACCCAUUUAUCUGGUUGUUAGACUCCAAGCUCAUCUCUGAGCAAUGACCAACGCAGGAGCAUCCCAGGAGACUGUGACUCAGAACCACUCUUGUAAUCCAGUUUCUCUGCUACUUGUUCCUCCAGAAAACUACCUGUUGCUACCAGCAGUAAAUUAUCUGUGUUGCUACACAGCCUCCAGAGAACUAUUCAGACCAUGAGUGAAGGGGUGGGACCAUAUUUUUUUUAAUUGCUCCUCUACUACACUAUGAGAGUGUUUGGGCAAGCAGGUUCACUUAGCCCAACAAAACUCAUCCUGAAUUGUUCCCUUCCUAGGAAUUGAUAUUCCCCCAAAUCAAGCAGAAUUAUACUUUUUAGGAUCUAUAGUAAUAAACUCACUAAACUAAA